Molecule: messenger RNA, 3798 nt
Organism: Sardina pilchardus (European sardine)
Lineage: Eukaryota; Metazoa; Chordata; Actinopteri; Clupeiformes; Clupeidae
Gene: znf408
Product: zinc finger protein 408
Exons: 5
Coding region: 605-3004 (799 amino acids)
Biological process (GO): negative regulation of transcription by RNA polymerase II
Molecular function (GO): protein binding; DNA-binding transcription repressor activity, RNA polymerase II-specific
Source: RefSeq, a predicted model, not a curated record
AACGCUAUCUACCGUUAAAUAAUUUACAUCAGUCAGUGAUAACUAACUUAGAGAACUCCCUCCUACUAGAUUUUUGAUUGACUUUUGAAUGACUGCUCUGUCCAGGUUGUGUCUCGUAGGUUUGUAGGCUAAUAUUGGCUUCCCAGGGGUAUUAAAGGCAAGGUCCAUACGUUUAAUCAAGUUCAGAAAAUCGCAUCACAUUAACUGUCCGCUCAGAAGGCUACAGUGUUGCAAAAGAGGCUUAAUCCGAACAACAGAUAAUUGUAACCAAUCGACAGGGGCACACAAGAGAGGAGAGUAAAUGGAUUGGCUGUUGAGUAAUACAAUACCCAUUGGGGCUAACCUUCUAAUAUUGGCAUCUAAUAGGUUUCAUUACACCUGGAUUACACUACUUUAGACGGCUUAGCCUAACGUUUCCUUUUGAUAUUUGAUAUGGUUUUAAAAACACUUAAUAUGUUGAGUAGCCUACUGUAGAUAUGAAUGGGGUAGGCCUCUGUAAUGUUAUAAGGCAGCGCAGUAUGAAAUAUGUUUAAUUAAGAAAACUGACUGAUGGGUCAUUUCUAAUGCAGAUCAGUACACCAGCUGCAGGGAGCUAAUCUACUUCAUGAAGCUGGAAUCCCUCCACAGUGUGCUGAGUGCUGUGCCUCGUGGGCUGACACUGGGUCCCUCUUUGGCAAAAGAUGGCGAGUUUGGUCUGUGGUGUGUUGGUCAGCCACUGCAGAAAGGCACGAUCCUAUGCCUUGAGGAACAAGCUGAGGUGGAGGAACUCACCAAGAAACUGGGAGAAAACACUUGCUUAACUGUUUCUAAGGAGCAGCUGUCAGACCGCCUGUAUUGGUUGAGGUUUGCUUGCAAUGCAAAACACAAGGAGGAGCAGAAUGUGAAGGUUCAUGAAGUCAGUGGAAAGCUGUGCCUACAGGCCUGUGAGAAUAUAAAUCCAGGGACAGAACUGCUGUUUUGGUUGAAGGACGGUGACAUUUCUUUAGAUAAGGAAAGGCCUGCUGCUGUGCCCUGCCAGGAAGACAUCUAUCCCAAAUUAGGAGAUGACAAGCCCUCGGAGAAUGUUAUCGAAGAGCAGGAACUGUUAUCUCCAGACCAUGAAGUUCUCACAGAACAUCUUGCAAACAUCGGGGUCAAGCCAAUCUUGGAGCAAGUCCCACCAUCACCAAAGAAUGAAGAAAAAGAUUCUGCAAAGCUUGCGGUCCAGAAGAGAAAACCUUUCUCCAGAAUGAAAAAGACAUCAAUACUAGCCAAUCAGACCUGUCAAUCAAAAAAAGUUGUAGAAGAUGGUUGUGAGAAUGACGAUACAGAUAGGAUCAAUACGCAAAUUGCUAAAAUACCCUCCUUAUCUGAUAUUACUAUGGUUGGAAAGAAUGAAACUACAGUGGCUGAAAAUUGUGUUACGAAAGAUAUUGAGGCAGUCUCUGGGCCUACACGAGCCAGCUCCCGUCUUGCUGCUAAACCCAGAAAGGUCCACACACUUGCUAGUAGCAUUCACAAGCGUCUACAUGAGCGUAAAGUCAGGACCCUGCAGCAGCAAGCAAAGGAGAAGCAACCAUCUGUAAAUUCUGCUGCUGGUGGACAUGCUGUCCAAGAGCCAGGUUUGGAAGACAAAGACACCGGCCAUACAAUCAAAACCGAUGAUGGGAUCGAUAAAGCUACAUUGAAACUGGCUAAGGAUUCUUUGGCGUUGAAACCCAAUCUCUUGCAACUUAACAUGCGAGAAAGAAGGUACAAAUGUGAUCAGUGUGACAAGAGUUUCUUUCAGUUGUGUCACCUGAAAAAACACAAGUUCACUCAUUCUGACUUGAAACCCUACCUUUGCACGGAAUGCGGAAAGAACUACAGUUCCCAAGAGAGCUUCCGUGCUCAUGUGCUGAUGCACCGGGGAGAGAGACCAUAUCAAUGCCAACAGUGCGACAAGAGGUACGGCUUAAAGCGGGACCUGAAGGAGCACGAGGUGCUACAUACGGGCGAGAAGCCCUUCGUCUGUGACGUGUGUGGCAAGGCCUUCGCCCGCCGGCCCUCGCUCCGCAUCCACAGAGAGGCCCACAGGGCAAAGGAGGCCAACUACCACCCUCCCAAGAUCAAGUGUGCCGAGUGUGGCAAAGAGCUGGCCAACUCGGGCUCCCUGCGGAACCACAUGCGGCUGCACACGGGGGAGCGGCCGUACCCCUGCCCGCACUGUGGCAAGACCUUCCGCCAGCGGGGCAACCUGCUGGGGCACCUGCGCAUCCACACGGGAGAGAAGCCCUACAAGUGUGAUUACUGUGAGCAGCACUUCUCCCAGGUGCCUGAACUUCGCCGGCACCUCAUCUCUCACACCGGUGAGGUGUACCUCUGCACGGUGUGUGGAAAGGCUCUGCGCGACCCUCACACACUGAGGGCCCAUGAGCGCCUGCACACGGGGGAAAGGCCUCACAAGUGUAGUGUGUGUGGAAAGGCCUACACCAUGGCCACCAAGCUGAGGCGGCACAUGAAGUCCCAUUUGGAGGAUAAGCCGUAUAAAUGUCCGAAGUGUGGUGCGGGGUACACGCUUAUGCAGAGCCUCAUUCGGCAUCAGCUUUCCCACAAGAAGAAACUGGACCAAGUCCUGGACACUCAGGAGUCAAAUCAUCCAGCCCCAGUAAGAGGGCGACCCCGAAAGACAGUACAGAGAUGUCUAACGAACACGUGGUCAAUUGACACUGAGAAGAAUACAGAAAACCAAGCCAUGAUGUAUGUUCAAACUGUGGAGGAGCUGGUAGUUGUUCCUCACACAGAUGAAGUGAUUGUUAGCUCUGGGCCAUUCCAUGAGGGGAUGGUUCUAAUGGACAGUAGAGCAGAGCAAGCGGUCAGCCGAAUCCAGUUAAAUGAGGACAUUAUUGAGAUUAUUGUCUCAGAUUCACCAUCUAAGUGUAUAAUGCUACAAGAACAGGAUUUACAAAGUAAUAUGGUUAUUUUGCAAGGUGAGGAUGGGCUUAAUUCUGUGGCUGAAACCAUAGAGAUAGAAUCUGGAAUAUAAUACUGAAUUAUGUGUGGGUGUAAUGUGUGUCCAUUCUUCAUAGCAUACAGCAUAAUCAGUUUUGUCGUACAGAUGUUGCUAAAAUGAUUAAAGGUUGUUUUAUGAUAACAAGCCCUUCCUGUUAUUCUGUGAUUGGAGUGUUGAAAGUGACUUCAAAUAUUGACAUUGGUGAGCUGGACCUUGUAUCAUCAGUAUUUGUAUGAAACGUUUCCAAUAAAGCAGUGAUAGGACAGGGAGAUUAUUGGACUAUAAUAAAAGCUUAUUAUAGCUAGACACAUUGAAAUUAUUCCGUCAUAUAUGUUAGGUUGAGUCAUGUGUUUUGUUUAUUCAUAAUUGACUAAACAUAUUACAAAUCACUGUGGCUAUUUCAGGGGCAGAAUUUGAUGAUAGAUUUCUUUAAUCACUUCACUUGUUUCAACUCAGAGAUCAUUGUUGAAAUUCUAUGCCUCAGUUCGCAGUUAUGUGUGUAUUUUACUCCCCUUUUGAGUUUACAUAUAACACUGCAAUGAAUCAUGUUCAGCUCACAAACUUAACACAGCAAUGAAUACUAUUACUCAAUAUUUGGCAACAAAUAUUUAGAUGUCCAGGACAAGUCAAUGAACAACGGAAUCAGAUAACACUUUCAGUACACUGAGUGGACUGAUAGAGGAUUUUUCUUUCUGUGAAUGAGUUAGAAAUAUGUUUAAUAAAUCAAAAUCAUCUAACAUAAAUCUAUCUUUAUAAAUAGAGCAUAGUGAGAAAAUGAUACAUCAGGGAGCCAUUUAGAGAGACAUGUCCUGUUUAUAAUUUUCAUG